GGUUGCAAGCUACUUGAUUCCUUUGCAAUCUUCAUUCAAAUAUGUCUGGGUGCUGUUGCCUUUUCAACACUUAUCAUCAAACGGCAGCGUGAACAGCCACAACGACCACUUUUAAUAUGGGGACUAGAUAUUAGUAAACAGUUAAUGGGUGGGGCAGUGGUACAUGCACUGAAUGUCAUUGCAUCGUAUUUUACGGGAGGAAAUCAUGAAGGCCAACAUUCAAAUCCAUGCGUGUGGUAUUUUUUAAAUAUACUUGUUGAUACAACUAUUGGUAUUGGUGUUGUAUGGGCAUUUAUCAAGAUUGUCCACAUUAUUGCCACAAGAUAUCGUCUUUCAGGCCUACAAAGUGGUGUGUAUGGUGGCCCACCCUUUCGCAAGCAGGUCAAACGAUGGGGCAAGCAGAUGGUAGUCUAUGUGUGUGCAUUAUUGACGAUGAAGAUUUUUGUCGUCUUGCUGUUUCAGCUCUUUCCUUCAAUUGCUGUAUUCGGCAAAUGGAUGUUGGGUUGGACCAUGGGAAACCACAAACUCCAGGUCGUUUUUGUUAUGCUCAUCUUCCCAUUGACUAUGAAUACGAUGCAAUUCUGGAUAUUGGAUACAAUUGUCAAA
Messenger RNA from Phycomyces blakesleeanus NRRL 1555(-), 606 nucleotides. RefSeq lists its product as hypothetical. Gene Ontology annotation, cellular component: membrane. Lineage: Eukaryota; Fungi; Mucoromycota; Mucoromycetes; Mucorales; Phycomycetaceae. The annotation marks the transcript as partial. The record is from RefSeq and is a predicted model, not a curated record. The transcript has 4 exons.